Molecule: messenger RNA, 1254 nt
Organism: Naegleria fowleri
Lineage: Eukaryota; Heterolobosea; Eutetramitea; Acrasida; Naegleriidae
Exons: 1
Coding region: 1-1254 (417 amino acids)
Biological process (GO): activation of GTPase activity; nucleocytoplasmic transport
Cellular component (GO): nucleus; cytosol; perinuclear region of cytoplasm
Molecular function (GO): GTPase activator activity; small GTPase binding
Source: RefSeq, a predicted model, not a curated record
AUGGCAUCAUCUUCUAAUUCUCUUCUUCUUAAUCGGAAACAAGAACCACCAACAAAAAACCAAGAAUCUUUGAAUUUCCAUGAAGAAAUACUCUCUGUACAGCAUCAGAUACAAAAAGAACAACACGCAAGUUCUUCCCCAAUGAUGAUGAUUGAAGAAAUUCCUUCCGAAAUUUGGCUUGAUCAUAUCUUUACUUUUUUGGAAGGAAAAAUUCUGUUGAAUACUUGCAUGUUCGUUUCAAAACAGUGGAAAGAGUACGUGAAAAAAACAACAUGUUCCUUACUGAAUUUAUCUAUUCGGGCUGAUACAUCCACGAAACGAGAUUUAAUUUUUUCAAAUUUAUAUUUGGAACAUGUUGAAUCUUUGGAUUUGUCUUUUAAUGGUUUAUCGAAGAGAGGAAUUGUGCAUUGGGCAAAAUUUGGUCAUAAGUUUACGGAAUUGACAGGUUUGAAUUUAAAGUUUAACAUGCUUCGUGAUUCAGCGAUUAUUGUGUUAGCUCAAUUGGAAUGUUUGAAAAAAUUGAAACAUUUGAAUUUGGCUUCGAACAAGAUAGAUACCGAAGGAUUUGAAGCCAUUGUGAAGUCUCCUUAUUUUUCAAAUAUUACUACUCUGCAAUUACAAGAAAAUCAAAUUGGAUUGGAGGAUUUAUCGAUUCAGCCUUCUCAAGUCACUCUGUCACAAUUGACUUAUUUGGAUUUAAACCAAAACUGUAUUACGACACAUGGAAUGCAAUUUCUUUCCACAUGUCCUGCUUUUCAAAAUUUGACCUAUUUGAAUCUAUCUAAAAACUCUCUCAAUGAACAUGCAUUGAAAUAUCUUGCCAAUGGAGUUUUCACUAAAUUGGAGACUCUCGAUCUCAAUGGAUGCUCAAUUUUAGAUUCUGGAAUUAUUCAACUUGCUUCUGGAAAUAUUCAUCAUUUAACUUGUCUAAAUUUGGCGAGGAAUGGAAUUGGUGAUUCGGCCGUUUCAGCACUCGUAAGCUCCACAAGAGUGUCUCACUUACAAAAAUUAAUACUGUCACACAAUAGAAUCACAAAUGUUGGAUCAUCUUCAAUUGCUUCAUGUCCACACUUGAAAAAACUCAAACAUUUGAGUUUAAUACGAAAUUCAAUCGAUGAGAAAGGUCAAAAAGCUCUAUUGGAUCGUUUUCCAGACAUGAUUCAUCUUCAAUUGCCACAGUUAUCAUCCAAACAAAGUGAAUUCGAAACAUUUUUCAAUGCCAUGGAUAAGAUUAGUAAUCGAUACAAUUACUGA